Messenger RNA from Callorhinchus milii (elephant shark), 1801 nucleotides. RefSeq names its product protein phosphatase 1, regulatory subunit 32 (gene saxo4). The record is from RefSeq and is a predicted model, not a curated record. The transcript is spliced from 14 exons. Gene Ontology annotation, molecular function: phosphatase binding. Bases 1 to 1572 code for a protein of 523 amino acids. NCBI's taxonomy places the organism in Eukaryota, Metazoa, Chordata, Chondrichthyes, Chimaeriformes, Callorhinchidae.
AUGAUGAUGAUGAUGAAAAGAAGCCACUUGUGCGGGGCAUCCUCGGUGCCAGUCGCCCCUGGCGACGGUUGCCAGGUUACAGGUAAACAACAGUUCGCCCCCGAGCGGAGGGACCAGAGCAGAGCAGAGCGGCGCCUGCAGCACAGCCUUAAUGAUACACAUUAUAGUUCUCAGCCUUUCAUUAGCUUUCUCACUGAAACUAAAAAGGUGGCGAACUUUCAGCAAGUCGGCUUGUCCGUUGAGCUACAGAUUGUGAUCGGGCAGCAAGUCCAGCUUCCGCUAACCCUAGUCCUUCAGACCAGACCUCGCAUAGAUGGAGGUCAUGAAGGAUUCAAACCCAGGCUUGGCUUGCACUCCGGAUCUGGCUAUGUGCCAAACCAUCGACCUACUUUGUUCUACACAUCGAAGUUAGACAGGCAUGACAACCCGGUGCUUGGGGUGCUUUUGAAAGAUAACUAUGUCUCGGUCACCAAGAAGCAUUUCACACCAUAUAAGCUCCCAAGUGGCAGAGAAGACUUUCCUUACAAAAUACACCCUAAAGGGAGUGGAUUCAUGCGAGAGAAGCCACUUAACAUUCCAGUACAGAGAGAUAUGAAAGAGGUCCACGUUGACACAAAAAAACAUGGGCCAGUGUCCCUGGUAGGAAUUGAACCCAAGUACUCGCCUUUGCUGCAUAAAAUACAACCAAAGGAUGUAGUGCAACAGGAAAACUCAGGUCAUGGACCAAAAUUCAUGUCCACCGAAUACAAGAGUAAAUACAAGCCGAAAGCAUUGGAGAUACCAGCUUUGACUCAGCAUCGGAGAGUGGGACUUAAGGAGAACAGUGGGUUCACAGAAGGUUUAGGAAUGGAACCAAUCACAUACCACCCACCCCCGACUUACAAAGGGGACGUCCCGGGAUACUGUACAGACCGACCAACUGGAGUCAGCAUUACCUCAACAGACUUCUUACCAUCAGGAACGCUGCACGGUGACGAAUUUCUGCCUAUAAUUGCAAACAGAUUUGACAACAACACAGGCUUCACUCGGGAAGUGGGAAUGUCAUUGGACACGGCCAUGCCACCAGGGCUGGAAAAGGUCCCCACCAACAUGGUCGAGAAACUAAAGAAGGAAGAUCCUGUCGAAUAUCUCAACAGAACCCAUCAGGACGGGCCCAGCAGCAUUAACACCCUUGUCCACUCAAAGCCAGAGAAGGAGCUACUGAAGACCGAGCUCCUGGGCCGAGUCACUGCAGGAAAUAAGCAACCUACUGGAUCGACCUCCAAUGAGAAAGGUUACAUCCCACUGAAGAAGCAUCCCGACAGGUUUAUGACAAACUACAAGAUUGGAUACUAUGACAAAACUCUGAAAGGAUUGGACAGAGAGGGCUGUACAUGGGGAGGCAUCCAGAAGGCAGCCAGAGAUGGCUUCACCCUCAACACCAACAUCCACAAACUGGGUACCGACUACAAUGUCACAGAGAGCCUACGGCGCAUUCACCCACACGUAGCCAGAACGCUAAAGGCUAAGGACCAAUUUUAUGAUGAUCACACAUACGACCACAAGCAACGGGUGCCUGGAUUGACCACAUGAGGGUCAGUCACACUCUCCAUAGACAGUGGAGAGGGAGAACCCUCCUCUGGAUACAGCAGCCUGAACGCAAGACCAUGACGCCGUCUGGAUUAUGUUAAUCUCCAAAGUCUUUACAGAGAUAAUGGCCACCAUAUCACCGAGUUUGGCUACCAAACAUUUGGGUCUGAUAGCUCGUUGGCCAAUUAGCACAGAAUUGAUGUACUCCCUUCCCCAGCAAUAAAACAGAGAA